AUGCCGGCUCUACGGACCAUGGGCCUGAGCGAUUCUCCCGCGUCGUCCGGGUUUGAGCUUUAUUACCGCGGAUGGCCUACAGAAUGCAGCACGGAGCCGCUGCAUACCCUUUACGGGCGUCUCGCUCUCGUGGAGAAUCAUCACGGUACGAAACCUUUAAUCCUCUUACGAAAUUCUAUCUCUCUGUAUGCAGAAGGCCAGCUAACAUCUGACUGGUCUAGGCUUGACAUAUCUCCCAUCACGAACCCCAGCGCCUCGAUAUACCUCAAUGCUACGACUCGCUCCAAUAUCUCAUCCCCUCUGCAAGGGGUGUUGAGCUUGGAUAUCUACGGCAGGAUCGCUGAGUUGGCGAGUGAUGUCCCACAACUUUAUCUCACCAGGCUAGCGCUGGACCUGAAUCAGAUACAGAAUUCACUUUCCGUCCCUCGUAUCUGUCGACAAGCUCAAAAUCACCUCAGCAUCACCUCGGACUACGAUGAUACCCUCCUUUGCCGGUCGUCCAUGCAGUAUUCUUUAAAUAAAACAGCGACAACGCCGUCUGAUAGACCAUCCUGGUGCAGCGGAUCAAGCGAUGAAGACGGAUACAAAGACGAUGAUGAUGAAGAGACCGACACCGACGAGCACUCUCCUGGUUUGUCUGGUAUUAGAUGGUCCUUGAGAGCCGGAGACAUGGCCGGGAUCGUCAUUGGCAUUGUUGUCUUCGUGGCACCGCUGCUGUAUCUGUGUGAUGAGGAGGAGCGGAGAGCGCAGUAG
Aspergillus mulundensis is the source of this 753-nucleotide messenger RNA. RefSeq lists its product as uncharacterized. The record is from RefSeq and is a predicted model, not a curated record. NCBI's taxonomy places the organism in Eukaryota, Fungi, Ascomycota, Eurotiomycetes, Eurotiales, Aspergillaceae. The coding region runs from base 1 to 753 and encodes 250 amino acids. The transcript has a single exon.